Armigeres subalbatus is the source of this 3660-nucleotide messenger RNA. RefSeq lists its product as uncharacterized. The coding region runs from base 1 to 3660 and encodes 1219 amino acids. The transcript has a single exon. The record is from RefSeq and is a predicted model, not a curated record. NCBI's taxonomy places the organism in Eukaryota, Metazoa, Arthropoda, Insecta, Diptera, Culicidae.
AUGAAAGAUUUGCCAUUCUUUACAGGCGAUGUUAUGGAGUGGACGGUAUUUGAGAAUGAAUUUAAAACGUCUACCGAGGAGUUCCAGCUUACUGAUCGUGACAAUCUGAGACGAUUGAAUAAAGCGUUGCAGGGAAAAGCACGUAAGACCGUAGAAGCCCUGCUCUCGUCUCCCGACAAUGUGAAUCAAAUCUUGAGAAUGCUGAAGUCCAAUUUCGGUCGCACCGAAUGGGUAGUUGCGAAUAGACUGGAAGCGUUGAGAAAUCUGGAGAACGUUAAGGAGGGAAGCAUAGAAUCCUUUCGUACCUUUUACAACGCGGUAAUUGGUACCAAGAUUGCGAUGGCAAACGCGAAGGCGGAUAACUAUUUGAUGAAUCCCGAGCUCAUCUGUCACCUGGCUGAUAAACUGCCUGCUUUCAGCAAACAGAUGUGGGUUCGACACAAGGCCGCUUUGAUGAAAGAAGGCGAAGUCAUCGAGUUCAAAACUUUCUCUCGUUGGUUGGAGGAUGAGAUGGACAACCAACUUGCAAGUCUCAACCCUGUGUUCAACGCCAAAAAGUCCAGCUACCAACCGAAGCAAAAACCGAUGAUACUAAACAUUACCAGUCGCAACAACGAAGAAACCAGAAAAUGUCCCUUGUGCUCAGCAAGUUCUCACUGUGGUCUGGAGAAGUGUGAACAGUUUCGUAAACUGUCGGUUGCUCAGCGUCGAUCUACAGCAAAUUCCUGCAAGGUUUGCUAUAUAUGCCUGAAGUCGGACCAUGCCAGACGGAACUGCAAGUCCGAUAAGAAGUGUUCGAUCUGUAAGAAGAAUCAUCACGAGCUAGUACAUUCCGACGAAUCCACAAGAAGUCCGAGGUACCAUCGCACCGAACAUCAAGAGAACGUAUGUAACGUGAAUGGGAAGAACAUGAACACACUGCUCCGCGUCGGCAAGGUAAAAAUUCGAGGACCAAAAGGUGUAGAGGAAGUGUUCGCGCUUUUCGAUGAAGGCUCUUCGCUAUCAAUGAUGGAUGCUGCUGUUGCUGAGAAUAUCGGACUACGAGGACCGAUUGCACCCGUAACGUACAGAUGGACGAACGGAAUAUUGCACAAGGAGGAGCAAUCGAUGCUGCUUUCAUUCCGUAUAUCUGGACCAUCGGAACAAGCGAAGUGGUACGAAGUGAAGAAUAUUCAAACGGUUAACAAUAUAGCUUUACCUCCGCUGAAAUUCGACAUGGCAAAAGUAAAACGAAUGUAUCCAAUGCUGGAUGAGGACAAAUUAGCUGCAAUUCAAGGUGCUCGUCCCUGUAUGCUGAUUGGGUCGAACAACGCGGGUCUGAUCGUACCUCUGAAGACUGUGCAAUACUCGCUCAACGGUUUACAGUUGACACGAUGCCACCUGGGAUGGACUGUACAUGGAGUAAUUGACUCUGCCGUUGCUGGAUCGGGCGGUCAACAUGCGUUGCUGUGUACCGAUAACGAUGACAUCGAGCUUACAGACCUGGUGAAGCAGAUGUAUAAGGUAGAAGACUUUGGUAUCUCUGGUCAGUCGACGGUAAUGGCUGAUGAAGAUCAACGUGCACUAGAUAUCAUGAAUCGCACAAUCACACGCCGAGGGGAACGCUUCGAGGUAGGGCAGAUUUACAGAUACAACAAUUUCGUCUUCCCGGAUAGUAAACCUCUAGCUCUGCGCCGGCUUCAAACCAUUGAGAAGAAGAUGGACUCGAACCCUGAAUUUGCAGAAAAAUACUGUAGCAAGAUUCAAGACUACAUCGAUAAGGGUUAUGCCAGGAAACUCGAGCCUGAAGAACUGUCAGAAAAAUCUAACACCUGGUAUCUGCCUCACUUCAGCGUGGUGAGUGGAGAGAAGUUUCGUUUGGUCAUGGACGCGAAAGCAAAGUCGCAUGGAUUCUCUUUGAACGAUCUGCUCUUGAAGGGUCCGGAUUUCGUUCCUCCGCUGAUUGCAAUCUUGGUACGAGCAAGGAUGAAGAAGAUAGCUUUCGUAGCUGACAUCCGGGAAAUGUUUCACCAAGUGCGCAUCCGUCCUGAAGAUCAAAAUUCCCAACGUUUUCUAUGGCGUGGUAUGAACCGCACGGUUCCACCAGAUGUAUACGUGAUGAAGGUUAUGAUAUUUGGCGCGGUUUCGUCCCCAUCGAUGGCACAAUUCAUAAAGAAUUUCAAUGCAAAGGAACUGGAAGAAAAGCAUCCUGGCGUCGAACGAGCAGUUGUUAAACAACAUUAUGUCGACGAUUAUUUCGACUGCGCUGACACUGAAGAAGCGGCAAUCGAACUGAUCCAACGCGUGAUAAAUGUUCACGAGCAAGGCGGAUUCAAGCUGGCGAAGUUCUCUUCGAAUUCCAAAACUGUGAUCGACUCGCUCGAUCCUGAAAUUGUGGCCGGCUGUAGAGAAGGUGAGGUUCGCGUUCUCGGAAUUAGAUGGGAUCUGCAGUCCGAUGAAUUUGUUUUUCCAUUGUCUUUCUCAAACCUGGAUGAGCGCUUCCAAAGUGGCGAAGCCAUUCCAACAAAACGGCAGCUGUUGAGGUUCAUGAUGAGUAUCUUUGACCCACUUAGUUUUCUCAGUCCAAUAACAAUACAACUGAAGAUUAUCUUCCAAGAGCUGUGGCGGUUGCAAUCCGGUUGGGACGAUGAAAUUCCCGACGGACUGGUUCCCAGAUGGACGGAUUGGUUGGUCGAAACUAGGAAGUUAAACGAAAUUCGUUUCUCAAGGUACUAUUACCCUGCGGUUUCGUCUUUUUCCAAUGUGGAAUUACAUGCCUUCUGUGAUGCGAGUGACAAGGCGUUUGCUUGCGUGGUAUAUAUGGUUCAUCGUAGUCAAGGUAAAGUUCAUGUGGCCCUGGUAUAUGCCAAGUCAAGAGUGGCGCCCCUAAAGUCACAAACUGUACCACGCCUGGAACUACAAGGAUGUGUUCUCGCAAGUCAGAUGGUGAGCGUACUACAAACGGAGAUGAUGGUGGAUAUUACCAGGGUGUACUUCUGGACCGACUCUAAGAUCUGCUUGAGUUGGCUGAAGACAGGUCAAAUUCUGCCAGUGUACGUUGGCGCACGUGUGAUGCGGAUUAAAGAAAAUGGACACGGAACCGAUUUGUGGCGCUGGGUUCCAUCACAGCUGAAUGUGGCUGAUUUGGCCACGAAAUGUUCAAAGUUUGGCAAUAUGCAUGAGUGGUUGCGAGGUCCAGACUUCCUUCAUCGCGACAGUAUGUACUGGCCUACUGAGGAACCAUUGGCGAUGUCUACUGCAGAGCUGGUAAAUUUUCAAUCUGAAAUCAUCGUCGAUAGUAGCACCAAUCUGUUGUGUUACACUGUACACGAAGAAGCAUCGAUUGAGCUGCCCGACAUUUCAAGGUUCUCAGAUUUCAAUAGGCUGAUCAGAUCAACCGCAUACUACCUGAAAAUGAGAAAACUGUUAGUAUUGCCAAGAUCCGAGAAACCUGAUCGUUUGACGUUAUCUGUUCAAGAAAUAUCCGACGCUAGAAAUAAUUGGUACAAGAAAGUACAAGCUGAAGUCUUUGGGUCAGAGCUGUUUAAUCUGAAGAAGACAGGAUAUGUGAAAGCUAACAGCCGAUUAAGAACGUAUUCUCCAUUUCUCCACAAUGGAAUCAUCCGCAUGCGAGGUCGUGUUCAAGAUAACAACCAGUCGUUCGAAGUAAACAACCCGUGA